Molecule: messenger RNA, 3093 nt
Organism: Durusdinium trenchii
Lineage: Eukaryota; Dinophyceae; Suessiales; Symbiodiniaceae
Source: the annotation of a GenBank genome assembly
AUGAAGAAGAUCAAUCAUUGCAGCAACGGUGGCUACGUUUCCUUGCAGGAGAAGCUCAUCUACAAACUGUCUAACUCUCAUGCAGUCUAUCUGGCACAAUGCAAAGCGUGUCAAGAACUGCUGGACUUCUGCAAAUUCAACGAGGAUGAUCUCCAGUCUGUGGUGAGCAUGUUCCUCAAUGGAGAAGAACCCGAGCCCGUUCCGCAAGCAGCAGAAGUUGAGGGCACCGACCAGGAUGAGCAGGGGGAGGGAAAGCCAAAGCGGAAAGCAAAGCGGAAGCAAGAACAUGGGAAGGAGAAGACCAAAAACGCCACGGACAUGGAGAAGGAGGGGGAAGCCGCCGCUGAUUCUGAUGAGGACCCCUUUGCAUAUGCAAAGGCGCAGGCGCCAACAAUAGAGCUCCUGCCUCCCGGCCAGCACGGCAAGAAGUUCCCAUACAGAUGCACGCUCUGCGUCACCAAAACCUGGCCGGAAGGAAAGGUAGGUGAUUGUUGCGCGGCCAAGACAUCCACAGUCAAGCACUUCAUCUCCCAGCACAUCAACUCACAGACGCACCAGAUGCGCCUGAAAAGGCAAUCGCAGGAAGCUCCCGCAGUUGAGGUCGAUUGCGAGGGCUUGCCAAUAUCUGAUGCGGAACUUGCCGGGCACCUGUAUACAUGGAGGACGGACUUUACACAUUGGGCUGGCAUGGCAAGUUUUGGCAAGUACGCCAAACACACCUAUUGGUAUGUUGCCAGUGAAGACAGUUGGUACAUUCGUGCCCAAGGCUGUUCAAAAAGGUGUGAGUACGUCAAUACAAGGAAUCACCAGUGCUGCAAGGAAUGCAUUGCCUUGGGGAGUGCCCACUCUGUUGUUAGAUCUGUCGCACGCUUCUCUGUGAAGUUCUUCAGCGCUCGUCUCCUUUGUGCUCGCUUGUUCCAAGGCUCCACAGGGGCGGAUGCAGUGGAGAAGGAGAUCUGUGAGAGCCAAUUGUACGCACACGACCCCAAGAAAAUGAGGGGAAUCAUGCAGCUGGAAAGUUCAAAGCUCCAACAAUUUGUCCGCGCCAGCUUCUUGAGCGAGAGCCCCACAGGCAUGUCAAGUGCUGCGCGGACAUUCAAUGCAUCUGUUGUGUCGCCGUGCUUGCAAUGCCGAGUGGACAAUGUACCAGAACAACUGGCGGAUGUUGUGGCUCGAUUUGAUGCCAUUAUUUGCGGGGGGCAGGCGACAGAGCAAGACACAGCCAACAUCAAGAUCGCUGCAGGAGCUUUGUCAGGCUCUUUAGAGGGUCACCCCUUGAUCCAUGGGUUGAGUCUGCAAUGCUUCAGACAGGUGAGCAAACUUCAGAAGGGCAUUGAGACGAUGCGUGGCCGGCGGUUCAAGGAAUCGGCCCUGGAAGAGCAAUUGAUCCGUGACGCUGGUCUCCAGUUAUCGAUGGCCUCAGGCAACAAAGAGUUGGCUCAGAUGUUCGGACUGGCGGUGGGUGCCUACAAAACGGCGCUUGAUGAGCUAGAAAAGAACUCUUUGCCAAACCCAGCACUAUCACUUCUUUGGCCCGAAAAGCUUGCCAACAACUUCCGCCUCAUAGAUCAACGAUCUCCAUCAUGUCCAGACAAUGACCGAUGCCGCUUUCUGCUUGCAUUCGACUGCACCUACUUGACCCAGACUUUGACGCAAAUGGCAAUUCACGACCAACAUGCCAUGGUGGGAGGCAUUUGGAGCCCCCAGACUCCGGAAAAUGCUUGCAUCAGCUUGGACACAGAUGAGAUGGUCGAUGUCAAGGGCACACCGCUUGCAGCGACCAUGAUGGAAUGCUUGGUGUGGGAUCCAAGCCUCAAGCACCGGAUAUCCUUGAGUCCGUGCUCUAUGCCGAUUCAACACAACUUCCAGGGUGUAGGAGGUAUGAACAGGGGUCAGUGGUACAUGGUGGACACCAUUGGCCGGGUCAUGGAAGGAAGUGAUGGCUUGGUAAGGGGCUUGGUGUGUGAUGCCCAUUCCUCACAUGCCUUCAUUGGGAGGAUCAUCUUUGGGCACCUCGAGGGAUUGGAUGCAGCUGUGCUACGUGAAAUGCCUUGGUUCAACAAGAUCGUGCACAUUCCGAUGCCAAAGACUACUUUGAAUGGCAAGGCUCUCAACAAAGUGAAGACCCCGACGUCUUACAAGGAGCCUGCACUGGCAGAGGAAGAGUUCAUCGCGUGCAGCGAUAGAGCCUUGAAAGCUGCACUAGCACUGGCGUCCAAAUGCAGUGGGGUCAAGGAACCUUUUCUGGAAGCUUCGUACCGCAAACUUUGUGAAUACGAGGGGAGCUUUCAGAUGGACUUUGAGCCGGAGCCGGACGAGAUGGAGUUCCAAGCAGAGGAUGCAGUUGCUGAUCAAAAGCCGGAUUGCCUGAGUUUGCUCACCCGGUUGCAGGAGGAAAGCAGGCGCGUGAUGGAAGAAGCUCAUCAGACUGAGGAGCCCAAUGCUCCAGAACCAACACAGCCGAGAGAGAUAGAGGUAGAUCUUCAAGAUUUACCUGAUAAGGCUGAGCUCAUUGGUCUUUGUGAGAAGGAAAACGUACAGUGUCCAUUCAGAUCUGAGACUUCUGUCAGUCCAAAGGGUCGCGCAAAAGAUGACUAUUUGCCAUCCACGCUCACAGAAGCUCUUCAGAUGAAGGGCGACAUGUGGAACAAUCUAUUUAGAUUGGUGCUCCGGAUCCGCUCCACCAAAGGAGGAUGUGAUGUCGGGUUUUUGCGCAACGCGCGCAAUUGCCGCCGUGCGGCCAAAACACUCAAUUGGCAUCAGUACAAUGAGAGAAAGAUUGCUGCAGCUGUGGCUGAAAAAGACGAGGUCCACUACCGUUCUCGCGCGGGCCGCCUGGAGAAGUGGCGCGAACUCUGCACGCGCUCUCAGAAGGAGUUGCAGCUUCCAGUGUCUGCUCCGGAGCGACUGAUGCCAGGAAACUGUGUGAUCUUCAUCAAGCCGAAACAGCCUCCAGAGUUUGAGAUCGGAAUGGUGCUGACAGUGUGGAAGGGCAUAAAGAACCCACGCCAGUUUGGUGGAGAGGUCCCUAUCAACAGCAUCAGUGCCUUCAGGGUGCUUGUUUUGGAUAUGAAGUCUCAGGAGCCCAUUUGA